CUUGUGGCACGUACCUUUCCCUUUUUGGAAGCCGACUGCCCCCAAGCCGCUCCUCCGGGUCAAGAGACCACUCGGAGGAUCCCGUUUGAUCGUGUCACGUCACGGUCAUAGUGAAUGUGUUGUACGAUCCCCCGGGCGUGUCGAGUGUGCAAGACUUGCAGUGGAUGACCUUCUGCAAGCACAAGCUAAAGUCAUCCCAGAGAGACAAAGUCCGGCAGUUCAUGUCCUUCACGCAGGCAGGGGAGAGAACUGCCGUGUACUGCCUGUCGCAGAAUGACUGGAAACUAGAAGUGGCGACGGACAAUUACUUCCACAAUCCAGACCUCUAUUUUAAAGAGUCCAUGAAAAAUUUAAUAGAUCGCAAGAAGCUGGAUCAGCUCUAUAACAGAUAUAAAGAUCCCCAGGAUGAGAAUAAGAUCGGCAUCGACGGAAUUCAACAAUUUUGCGAUGACCUGACCCUUGACCCGGCCAGCAUGAGCAUAUUGGUGGUAGCGUGGAAGUUCAGAGCGGCCACGCAGUGCGAGUUCAGCAAGAAAGAGUUCCUGGAUGGGAUGGCAGACCUCGGCUGUGACACUCCUGAAAAACUGAAGGCCAUCCUUCCCAGACUAGAACAGGAGCUGAAAGACAGCGGCAAGUUUAAAGACUUUUACCAGUUCACCUUUAAUUUCGCCAAGAAUCCUGGACAGAAAGGUUUAGAGUUGGAGAUGGCCGUGGCUUACUGGAAUCUAGUUCUCACUGGUCGCUUCAAGUUUUUGGAUCUUUGGAACAGAUUCCUGCAGGAGCAUCACAAGCGUUCCAUCCCCAAGGACACAUGGAAUCUCCUUCUGGACUUUGGCAAUAUGAUUGCAGAUGACAUGUCAAACUAUGACGAAGAGGGGGCAUGGCCAGUUCUCAUCGAUGACUUUGUGGAGUUUGCACGGCCAAUCGUAUCGGAGGGCAAAAGCGGCAUGACAUAGCCUUUGACUCACACUUUGAAUGGACUUCUCUCACAGUUUUUUUUUUUUUGUGAAUGAUUUUUUUUUUUUUAAAACACGUAAGCCAAAAAGACAGCCGCAGUAGUCUCGUUUGCGGAGUUGCCGAGGCCUCCUCGUGGAAGAAGCCGCGCCAAGACUUUUAUACGUCGACUUGGAGUGAACUUUGAAAGUCAUCUGGUACUUGGCGAUUAUGGACAAAGAUUCAUCAUGCUGCUGCGGACUUGGCUCACUGACCUAAAUCUUUUGCACAACAAAGAGGAUGGGAGGGCGGGGGCGAGCUUUUGGUGCAGCAACAGCAGGUGCCGUCUUCCUUUUUGUCAGUGACCGGAACAAGAAGAGUCAGGAAGAGCGCCAUCGACGAUCUCACUGACAAUCGCAGUGCGAGCUACGCGUGCACUCGCUGUCAGUCUUGUUUUCAGUCGGGGUUCCUUGCCAUUCUUUUAUUUUGCUUUGACAUUUAGCAACGUGGCCAAGCUCUGCAUUUUAUAUUCAAAUUUGACAGUUGGUUAAAAGGAGUAUGCAUUUUGAGGACCAGUAAAAUACUGCGUUGCUCUUCAUUUGCAUUGUAUUUUGUAACACAACUGCCUUUUUUUUUUUUCCUUCUAAUACGUUCAGCAAUGUUUAAAUCGGAGCACGGCCAGAAACUGACUGGCACGUUAAGCGUUUUUUUUUUUUAGUAGCCCGGUGAAUGACGCCAACGACAAACUCCAUUGAUUUACACAGUUUGGCAAACAUUUUGAUCACACUAAGCUGCUACGUUUUAGGUCAACGUCAGUAUUUCAAAAGUCUUGUUUACAUUGUUUUAAUUAUAGAAAGUAUUUCAGAAAAAGGGCCGACUGACCUUGUUGCUGCCAUCUCGGGAUAGCUAUGAACACUACAAUAGCUGGACCGUCACCCCGAACAUGUUUUAAGUUAUUUCCCCGUAUUAUGUCGCACUGCUGCCCUUCACAAUGCUGUCAACUUGUAUGACCUUUAAACCCGCAUUGAAUGUGAACGCUACAAAACAAGUUUUAUCCACAGUGAGCGACGCCCAUGUUUCACACAACCUGGUUGUUUGUGUACUUUGGUACACCGUGUGUACUUCUGGUUCACUUUGCUUGUCCUUGUGAAAAUAUUCAGAUGAUGUGGAACCUGAUGUAACGGAUUGCCGGUAACACGAUGGACGAGAAAAUGUCAAGAUGGGCAAUGUGUUACAUUUGGUACGUGUCAUCUGGUUACAUGGAAAAGGAAUUCGAUUAAGUCCCAAAGGUGUUUUACAAGAAUGUCAAUAAAGCAUGUGUGUGAAACGGA
Syngnathus typhle (broad-nosed pipefish) is the source of this 2264-nucleotide messenger RNA. RefSeq names its product DCN1, defective in cullin neddylation 1, domain containing 2b (gene dcun1d2b). Gene Ontology annotation, biological process: protein neddylation; positive regulation of ubiquitin-protein transferase activity. The record is from RefSeq and is a predicted model, not a curated record. The transcript is spliced from 7 exons. NCBI's taxonomy places the organism in Eukaryota, Metazoa, Chordata, Actinopteri, Syngnathiformes, Syngnathidae. Gene Ontology annotation, cellular component: ubiquitin ligase complex. The coding region runs from base 165 to 956 and encodes 263 amino acids. Gene Ontology annotation, molecular function: cullin family protein binding; ubiquitin conjugating enzyme binding; ubiquitin-like protein binding.